AUUUAAACUAGGUGUUCGGAUUUAUAUGUCACUUAGUAUAUAUGCACACCUUCCCACUUCCACUGCCCCGAUACUACUAGAUUAUUCACUAGAUCCACAAUUAUACCAAUUAAUAAAAAGAAAAAACUAAUAGCAACUAAAAACACGUCCGUUUGCUACCAAGUACUAAUGUCUCUGAUAUUCUGAAAGUCCCUAUUGGGAAUAACAAUGUUUCUUGAGGAACAUAAAUCACUACGAAUAGUUGCAUUUUUUAGAGAUUUGAAACCAGAAAAUGUUUUGUUUGAUGAAAACUGGCAUAUCUUGAUAACUGACUUUGGAAGUGCCAAGAUAUUGAAAACGGAUAAUACAGAGAACCAGAAAUGUGAUAAUGAUGCAUUAGAUAAAGGGGACAAAAGAAGACGAACUAGUUUUGUAGGUACUGCACAGUUUGUAAGCCCCGAGAUGCUGAGCGAAUCCUCGUCAUCUCCCGCGUCUGACCUUUGGGCGCUGGGGUGCAUCAUAUACCAGAUGGUUUCGGGAGUGAUGCCUUUUAGGGGACGAAGUGAGUUUCUGAUAUUCCAGAAGAUACUUAACUUGGAGUAUGAAUAUCCUGAUGGAUUUGACCCGCAAGCUAAGGAUUUGGUACAGAAGCUGCUUGUCAAAAAUCCUAUUGAGAGGUUAGGUGCUACUGAUGAGGCGCCUUAUACAAGUAUACGACAACAUGAGCUAUUCAGAGACUUGAACUGCGACGACUUAGGACCACCGCCGAGGAUCUCUGACAUUUGUGAUAGUAUAAAAGACAUUGUGAUACCUGAUGAUGUAGAACCUGGUUUAGAUAAAGAAAAAGCAUCACGAUUGCAAUUAGAUUUGGAGCCUACGCCUACUAGGAAAAAAUCUCAAGUAGUCAAGAAAAUAACUGAUCUUACGGCGGCCGAAAUCGAACAAAAACUUGAGGCUCAGAAGAGCAAUCCUUAUAAUAGUUUUGUUGAAGGCAACUUGAUACUGAAGCAAGGGUUGAUAGACAAAAAGAAAGGGCUGUUUGCUAGAAGAAGAAUGUUUUUGCUCACUUUCGGUCCUCAUUUAUACUAUGUGGAUCCUGUGGCCAUGGUACUAAAGGGCGAAAUUCCUUGGAGUGAAGAUUUGAGAAGUGAGGCGAAGAAUUUCAAGACAUUCUUUAUCCACACAGUAAGUAAAAUAAUAUUUCUUGUAAUAAGUUUCGAUCUUAAUUCCACUACUCUAUGAAUAAGUAAUUUUAGUAGAGGUCCCAGUUGAAAGACUUUUUGACGUACUAUAAUUGUUGCCGCAUUGAGCUACUCACGUAGCCAUGAAGGUGUCUAGGGGUUCAAUCAUACUUAACAAGAUACGUUGUGCUUAAAAAAAGUACGUCUUCAUGAUAACAACAGCUAUUUUUUGGUUGAAAUGUGUCAGAAUUGCUCUGAAAAAUAUACCGUUUAAGUCGAAUUGAAAUAUUUGUGGUACAAUCUUUUGCCGUGUUGUCAAACUUUGGGCAAAAAAUGGUUUCAAGUAGGUUAACUCUGAACUUCCUACGUAAUUCUGGGCGAAAAGAUUUUGUAUGUACAUCGUGUAUCAAAGAAUUUUACAAAAUUGUCAGGAGUCUCUUGAAUGUCAAAAAACGAGCGAUUUUUAAAUAUUUGUUUUUUUUGCGUAUAGCCCCGCCGCCAUUGUGAAAAUUUCAUCUAAAUUUUUACUUUUCAAGUUAUAGACCCACAUAUUACCAGACAGGCAGACCAAAGGAAAUGAAGGACGUGGUUUUUUAUAUACAUAUAUAGGGUGAUUUACAAGUGGCGACCAAAAAUGAAACAUCAUACACAGGACCGCAUUUUAAGGGGGUGUCUUCU
Molecule: messenger RNA, 1838 nt
Organism: Acanthoscelides obtectus
Lineage: Eukaryota; Metazoa; Arthropoda; Insecta; Coleoptera; Chrysomelidae
Source: the annotation of a GenBank genome assembly